GUUGUAAACAAAAGUGACUAAAAAUGAGCGGCGAAUCGGUUGCGGACGCGCGACAACUGGAACAACACUUCCGGUCAGUGGACAGGGAUGGCAGCGGACACAUCAACGCCAGUGAACUCCAGUCGGCGCUUUCCAACGGAACCUUCCGUCCCUUUGACAUCCAAACCAUCUCGUUAAUGAUAGCGAUGUUUGACUCGCAAAACAGCAAAACAAUCGAUUUCGCGGACUUCACGCGAUUGUGGCGUUACGUCACGGAUUGGCUCAAGUGUUUCCAGAGCUUCGAUGGCGACAAUUCUGGACACAUCGACGCGCGAGAGUUGGCCAAAGCGUUGACCGCUUUUGGGUACCGCUUUAGUGACGAGUUUUACGCAAACCUUUUG
Molecule: messenger RNA, 380 nt
Organism: Medioppia subpectinata
Lineage: Eukaryota; Metazoa; Arthropoda; Arachnida; Sarcoptiformes; Oppiidae
Source: the annotation of a GenBank genome assembly